This is a messenger RNA of Microthlaspi erraticum, 1389 nucleotides long. The record is from the annotation of a GenBank genome assembly. NCBI's taxonomy places the organism in Eukaryota, Viridiplantae, Streptophyta, Magnoliopsida, Brassicales, Brassicaceae.
AUGCAAUCGUCGCAUCGCCUCUUGUCUCGUCUCCUUCAUUCUCCAGGGAAGGGUUACAGCAGAGCAAGUGCCGGCGGCGGCUCACUUCACUUAUUGCUGCAAUUCGAUGAGAAACACGAUGGAGCUCUGGAAACUCAUCGGAGUUUCAGCUCUCUUAUCCGUUCCAAUCCGCAGCUAAGAGGGUUUCUCUCCUCGAGAGGUCUUGGCGUGCGAUGUUCUGUUACGGUCGAUAGAGACACUCCUCCUUUAAUUGAUUCGUAUUCCUCUCACCGGCAUUUCUUCACUCGGGCGAAACAAGUGAAGAGAAUUGAGAUCAAUGAUCAACAUAGUCAAAGAGCUGUCACUACUGCUCUAUGGUGCAACUUCCUUGUGUUUUCGCUGAAGUUUGGGGUUUGGUGGACAAGUUCUAGCCAUGUCAUCAUGGCUGAAGUAGUUCACUCCGUCGCUGAUUUCGCUAACCAGGCACUUCUUGCUUAUGGGCUCAGUAGCUCAAGGCGUGCACCAGAUGCACUUCAUCCCUAUGGCUACUCAAAGGAAAGAUUUGUAUGGUCUUUGAUAUCUGCUGUUGGCAUUUUUUGCCUUGGUUCUGGUGCUACCAUAGUUAAUGGAGUACAGAACUUGUGGACUUCUCAGCCACCUCCAAAUAUGGAAUAUGCUGCUUUGGUGAUCGGUGGUUCUUUUAUAAUCGAAGGUGCUUCACUUCUAGUCGCAAUUCAAUCUGUCAAAAAAGGAGCUGCACAAGAAGGCAUGACCGUAAGAGAUUAUAUAUGGCGUGGUCAUGAUCCUACUUCGGUCGCUGUUAUGACUGAGGAUGGCGCUGCAGUGACAGGUUUGGCAAUUGCUGCGGCAUCUCUUGUUGCUGUAAAGGUGACAGGAAACCCUAUCUAUGAUCCUAUUGGAUCGAUUGUAGUCGGGAAUUUACUUGGAAUGGUGGCUAUAUUUCUCAUUCAACGGAACCGACAUGCCUUGAUUGGAAGAGCAAUGGAUGAUCAAGACAUGCGUAAAGUUCUUCAUUUUUUAAAGAACGACUCGGUUGUAGAUGCUUUAUAUGAUUGCAAAAGUGAAGUGAUUGGUCCUGGAUCCUUCAGAUUUAAAGCUGAAAUAGAUUUCAACGGACAAAUUGUUGUCCAAAACUAUCUGAAGAGAACUGGGCGUGAAGAAUGGGCGAAACAGUUUCGGGAAGCUGCAAAGAUAGGAGAUGAUUCUGCAAUGCUCAAGAUUAUGUCAAACUACGGUGAGGAAGUUGUCACAGCUUUAGGAAGCGAAGUAGACCGGUUAGAGAAAGAGAUCCAAGAGCUUGUCCCUGGAAUCCAGCACGUGGACAUCGAAGCGCACAAUCCCAUUGACCAAACUCUAUUAUCUGAUAAACUUGAUAGUUUCAAGAUCUGA